This is a messenger RNA of Galdieria sulphuraria, 1826 nucleotides long. Its product is annotated as transducin family protein / WD-40 repeat family protein isoform 1. Lineage: Eukaryota; Rhodophyta; Bangiophyceae; Galdieriales; Galdieriaceae. The record is from RefSeq and is a predicted model, not a curated record. Bases 33 to 1268 code for a protein of 411 amino acids. Gene Ontology annotation, molecular function: tRNA (guanine(46)-N7)-methyltransferase activity; protein binding. Gene Ontology annotation, cellular component: cytosol; nucleus; tRNA methyltransferase complex. Gene Ontology annotation, biological process: RNA (guanine-N7)-methylation. The transcript has 2 exons.
AUUUAUUGUUGACUUGAAUAGAGUGACGACGCAUGUCUAAAGAAACUGGAAACAUAUGUGUUAGCUUGAUAGAAUCUCACAAGACAUUACCGUUACUUGUUUUGGUAACCAACUUAGGUUUACUCGUCUUCGAAGUGAGUAGUUCAAAACUGAGUUGGGUUUCCAAAGAUGUCCGUUUGAUGGAACAAGUUGUUUGUGUUGCAUUUUCUCAACAAACUACUCCACUUCGUUUGGCUGUUGUAACCAACGAUAAGUGGCUUUUGGUCUUUGAAAGUCAAGAUGGUGGAUCCGGAGACUCUUGGAAGUUGCAACUGACAAAAUCGUUUAGAAAACGUCCUUCUUGUCUGGUGUUUUCCAAUGAACGUAACCCUAAAGUAUUGGUUGCGGAUAAAAGUGGUCUCGUGCAUACUGUUUCUUUAUCAGAAGAAACGCAGAGUUCAAGUUUAGUAGAACCAAACGCCGAAGAAGACUCUCUUUCAAACGACGAAGAUGAUUGGUUGGGUCACUAUGCAACUAUUGUUGCUAUGAAUGUGUCGAUGAAUGGUGAAUAUGUAAUUACAGGUGAUAGAGAUAACAAAAUUAGAAUCUCCAACUAUCCAAAUACUUAUCACAUUCAUUCUUUUUGUUUAAGUGAUCCUCAUUUCUUUGUAACAAGGAUAUGGACUUGUACAUUGGAACGAGAAUGGCUAUUUUCAGUUCAUCACAACGGCGAAAUGAAAAUUUGGGAUUGGAAUGGAAAACUAAAGCUUCGGCAUAUUCAUCCUACUAUAGGUUUCCUAGUGGAUGCAAGCGCUCAUGUAUAUGAUAAUCAUACAGUUUUUGUUGCCUCUAUUGCUUAUUCUUGUAACUAUUCGUUGCUAUGGAUAGUGAAAUAUGAUUCUUUGGGGAAUAAGUUUCAGCUCAAAAGUGAGCAUAAGUUGAACUUACCUGAUGUUCCAUGUUCAGUUCGAUUCGAUACAUUGGGACAGCUGUGGUUUUCUUUUUUGAAGGAAGAUAAGGGUACUCAUAAAUUCAUUAUCAACUAUGGAGAACUGUUACUCAAUAUGGAGAAUAACAGCGUAUCGUCAACUGUAGAGAACAACAACAAACGGAAUAUUUUCCAGCUGGAUACUCAUUCUAUUCCCAUGGAAGGCGCUGUUUCUUCGUCAAUGCAAGUGCUAAAAGCGAAGAUGUUGUGGAAUCGUCCAGAAAUGCUUCACGAUAUGCGCAAGAAAGAAUACGUAUUGGACUGGAAAGGAAAGAAACGCCGCACCAAUUACAAUCUGUGAACAACUCAAAUGUCGACGAUGAAAUACAUAUGAAUGCGACCCGCUUCUUCUUCCUCCGUAAUUUGCAUAGCUGAAUAAGUAAUUGCCUUGAUUUCUGUGCCUUGCGAGUGUCGUUGUGGAUCAAAUACUUCGCCUUUUCCAACAGCAUCGACGAGAAAUAUAUCUAAUAGAGAGAACGGUGUGAGGUUAAACUCCACUAGUUCUAAACCUUUACUUACUGUCUACUUGAAUAUUUGUUACUUUCAACUGGCAAAGAAUAAUAUAAUUUGCACCAUAUUGAAAAAGACAUUCAUCCAAAAAUUUGUACAAGAGACUGUAUAAAUCGUGUCCUUGUGCACGAAUAGGAACAGAGCCAACGACAGGAUCCGGUUUAACUUGUCUCAAAUCUGUCAUAUAAUCAAAUAAAGCCAAACCUGCAGCUUCAAAAGCUGUUUCCCAAGAAUUGCCCCAGCAGUGAAUUUGCACAUCAGCAGUAUGAUCCAAAUAUUCGUAACCCGAUAAGUUAUCGAGUUGUUGUAUAGGAGAGCUUGAAUCCUCAACUGGGAAUGUCUGAGUGUG